AAGAUAAACCACCCUUACCCUUCUCCAAAACACACUAUAUCCACAAGCCCCUCCCUUUGUUCAAAUCCCCAUUUCUCAAUUGAGAGCAGAGAAAAGAAAAGAAAAGAAUUGUAAAAAUGGCUAGUAUUUCUGGUACCAUGAUUAGCACUUCUUUCCUGCCAAGAAAGCCAGUUGUGACUAGCCUCAAAGCCAUAUCAAAUGUUGGUGAAGCUCUUUUUGGUCUUAAAUCUGGUAGAAAUGGGAGGAUUACUUGCAUGGCCAGUUACAAAGUGAAGCUUAUUACACCAGAUGGACCUAUUGAAUUUGAAUGCCCAGAUGAUGUCUACAUUCUUGACCAAGCUGAGGAAGAAGGACAUGAUCUUCCUUACUCAUGCAGGGCUGGUUCUUGCUCAUCUUGUGCUGGAAAAGUUACUGCUGGAACUGUUGAUCAAUCUGAUGGAAACUUCCUUGAUGAUGACCAAGAAGCUGCAGGAUUUGUGCUCACUUGUGUUGCUUACCCAAAGUGUGAUGUUACCAUUGAGACUCACAAGGAGGAGGAGCUUACUGCUUAAACUUCAACCAUUUCCAUUUAAAUAAAAACAACACUUCAUUUUGUUUCAUGAGCAUUUACUUUUCAUAUGUAACUUCUUUUUUUCCCUCUUUUGUUAUCACAAAAGUUGCUAUCUAGCUCUUUUAAGUCAAUCAUUUGUUACAA
Messenger RNA from Solanum verrucosum, 694 nucleotides. RefSeq names its product ferredoxin-1, chloroplastic. The record is from RefSeq and is a predicted model, not a curated record. Gene Ontology annotation, cellular component: chloroplast. Lineage: Eukaryota; Viridiplantae; Streptophyta; Magnoliopsida; Solanales; Solanaceae. Gene Ontology annotation, molecular function: electron transfer activity; 2 iron, 2 sulfur cluster binding. Gene Ontology annotation, biological process: electron transport chain. Bases 117 to 551 code for a protein of 144 amino acids. The transcript has a single exon.